ACAUGCAAGCACAAAAGUCGCAGAGCCCUUGUCUAAGUGCUAAGUGUCUUAGUCAGGCGAAGUCUUUUCAGCAGUCAUUGCCUUCACAUCCUUAGACAGCUCGGUAUUCGAACGGAUUCAGACUUUAGAUUGCUGGCACUAAUGCCCUGCAACUUUACGACUAAUGUGUGAUACAUACUGGCCUAUCAUCCUGCAAUUAUAAUUAUCAGUUAAAACUUUCAUAUUAGAACCACUUUUAACUGAAACCAUCAUUCGUCAAAUCGUAUCACGUCAUGGAUGUGGAUCAAGAAUUUUUGAAUGAGCAUGAGGCUGAAGUGGCCAUGCUCGUCGACUCGGCCUACCCUGAAGGUGAUGAACCGCCGCAGAUUCCUCAGCAAUCGACUUCAGGCACACAAUCGAACGAGGCCGAAAUUACAGAAGAUCAGCGAGAAGAGAUGGCUGCCAGAAGGAUGAACGAGCUAACACAAAUGUACUUAACUGGCAAAUUACCUUUCUCAGUAUACUUGAAAACCCUUGAGUCAAAUGAAGAGGUUUACGACGAAGACAACAGAAGUGGAGCUGAUGAUGAGUCCAGUUAUGAUGACGAUGACAAGGAUGAAGAUUACUCUCCAUCAAAUAAAUCAAGGGUGACAAAGAAAAAGACUGUGGCCAAGAGGGAGGCUUUUUGCAGAGAGUUUGACGCGAGUCGGCGUAGGUCCAGGCCAGGCAGAAGAGACUUGCCACCGCUUCUAAGGAGUUUAAUGGGCCAGGCCAAUCUGAAGUACACCCAGGGGGAUCUGGACGUGGCUGCUAAAAUUUGUGAAGAGGUUAUUCGGCAGAUGCCCAAGUCACCUGGCCCAUACAAUCUACUUGCUCUUAUUCAAAAGGAUAAAGGUUUCCACCAAAGUGGUCAUUACUAUUCUCUCAUCGCUGCUCACUUGUCGUCAAGCUGUGGAGCAGAUGAGUGGAUGCAGCUAGCUGAAACCUCUCUUGAUUUUGACAAAAAGAACGAAGCGCUCACUUGCCUGACAAGCGCCAUUCGCAGUGAUAGACUCAACCCUGACCCAAGACUAAGGCAAAUCAAAUUGCUGAUCAAAAUGGGACAGAGCAAGGCUGUGCUCAGGGCGCGAGAGAACAUGGUCAGGGUCAUUGGCAGCAACCCUCGGUGUGCGCAACAGCACGGAAGGCUAAUUUUGCUCCAGGCCAAGAUUGCUGCGCGGGAGUAUCACCAAGAAAACAACCUGGCAAAAGCAACCUCAAUCAUGGAGGCUGCAAUCAACGCUUGCAAGGGCAGCGCCAGUGAAGACGACAUCCACCUUUUGGUUGAGCUUCACUGUGAGCAAAACGAAAAUCUCAAAGGCCUGGACAUGUUGCGAAAAGUCUAUGGAUUGGAUCUACAGCCUAAAGAGCCACCAUUCAAAGUUUGCCACUGUCCAACCAUGGAACCUGAUCUCAGGGCCAAAUUGGUUGUAUUUUUGGUGAGACUAGACGUGAGCAAAGAGCUGCUUGAGCCCAUCUUAAAGAUGUUCAUUAAAGACCCAAGAGAAGAUCACGGUGAAAGAUUCUUGGAUAUGGUGGAGGCCUUGAUGGCUAAGGGUCGAUACAAGGAAGCCAUGGUGCUUAUGAACCCUCUAGUUGAGUCAGAGGCUUACAGCACUGCUGCUGCUGUUUGGCUGACACGUGGAGAGUGUUUGCGCCACUUGAACGACCUGGAAGGUGCCAAGAAGUCCUACAUGAAUGUGAUCAAGCAUGCACCACAGCAUAUACAAGCCAGACUGACCCUGAGUUCUAUAUACUGUCAAAUGAACCUUCACAAAGAGUCGCUGGAAGUGCUCCACUCUGACGAGCCGGAGGCCAGGCUUCUCUACGAAGAGUUUCUGUUGCUAUAUCAAUCUAGCCCAGAAAAAUGCAUCAGUAUCGCCAUUAAGUUAAUGGAGCAGUAUAUCAAACCUGGAUCAGUCAAAGAGAUGUAUGAACUGGCUAUCAUUAAAAAAAAAAGAGAAGGCUUUGAUCAAGAGGUGGAGAAUGGACCAUCUUCAGAUGACUUAUUAGAUGUAGUGACCAAGGGCUGUGAUUUGUGCAUGCAGCUGAAGCGCUUCAGGGAAUUCAAACGCUUAGUGUUUGUCGCCUCGCAUGUCAAACCUUUGACACCACAUAGCAAUCUUCUGAACUUCUUAGUCGCUGUCUCGUGCAUCCGCCAUAGAGACCCUCAACUUGCUUGGGUCUACUGCAGAAACAUCCUCUUCAAUAAUGCCAGGUCUACUUACGCCUGGCAUCUCUUUGGACUCACUUGCAGGCAACUGGAUGAAACAAGGCAUACAAAAUUCGUAGCAAGACUUUAUAGCAAGGAUCCAUCUAAUUGGGCUGUCGGCAUGGCAAACCUCAACAACACUUUUCUUGCCGCUUCAUACAAAGACGCGCUGGUCGAGUUGUGCACCAGACAGAAAAUCAGUCCCGAGGCAUAUACAGCACUGAUGCUGGGCAUCACCUGGACGCACAUCAGCUGUCAGAAAUUUGUCCAGGACAAGAGUACCAUGGCUACGCAGGCUAGGGCGUAUUUCGAAGAGUAUCAACGCCUCCGCACUGAAGGUCACAAGCAAGAGGUGUUCUACAAUAUGGGAAGGGCGAUGCACCAGUUGUCAAUUUUGCACCUGGCAGUGCAUUACUACAAACUUGCUCUCAACACAAAAGCCAUGUGCCCAGAGUUUGAUUUGUCUAGGGAAUGUGCCUAUAAUUUGGCUCUAAUCUACACUUCCAGUGGAAAUUCUCCUAUGGCUCGGCGUUUGUAUCAAAAGUAUUUAGUUUUUGAAUAAA
This is a messenger RNA of Cloeon dipterum, 2793 nucleotides long. Its product is annotated as general transcription factor 3C polypeptide 3. Gene Ontology annotation, molecular function: protein binding. Gene Ontology annotation, biological process: transcription by RNA polymerase III. NCBI's taxonomy places the organism in Eukaryota, Metazoa, Arthropoda, Insecta, Ephemeroptera, Baetidae. The record is from RefSeq and is a predicted model, not a curated record. The coding region runs from base 273 to 2792 and encodes 839 amino acids. The transcript is spliced from 7 exons. Gene Ontology annotation, cellular component: transcription factor TFIIIC complex.